Messenger RNA from Neltuma alba, 1200 nucleotides. RefSeq lists its product as uncharacterized. Lineage: Eukaryota; Viridiplantae; Streptophyta; Magnoliopsida; Fabales; Fabaceae. The transcript is spliced from 11 exons. Bases 266 to 1111 code for a protein of 281 amino acids. The record is from RefSeq and is a predicted model, not a curated record.
GCGACGUGGCAUCAGACGUAGAAUCGACUGCGUAGAAGGUUCCAGCAGCUCAGGAAGCUUAAAUAGUCGAGCGUCGUUAAGGAAAUCUCUCUCUCAGUUCUUUUUCUCAGUCUGUAUUUAACUGUGUUUAUCUUCCUUCUUCGUGAGUCUCUGAAUCUGUUCUUGUGUCAAUUGAAUUCCCAUCGAUUUGUUGUAGCUGGAAGUGAUAUCGACUGAUACUCAGCAUUCCCGAUAAGCUUGAGUUCGUUCAGAUCAUUCGCGGAAAAUGGCAUCACGAGCGGUUCAAAACUCCAAAAUUCUUAUCCUUGUCCCAGCUAUUCUGUUCUUUCUUUACUACUUUUUAGGUUGGUCUGGCUCUGUUGUGCGGAGGAACCAAAGGUCUUCUGAUCUCAUUGCACAACUUCAGGCAUUACUCAAGGAUUAUAAUGAAGCUGAGUUUUUACCCGGUCGAUGUGACACUGCAGCCAUUGCCGCUCUGAUUCGGCAGCUAGCUAAGGAGAUUAGGGAGCUGACCUUAUCCAAUCCUGCAGUCACCUUCAACUGCAAUUGUUCCUGUAAUGGGAGUUAUGCAUCUUACCUAUUGCCAGCCGCUGCAUUAGUAGCUAUGGGAUUUUGUUACAUGUGGUGUAAGGGAUGGUCAUUUUCUGAUGUAAUAUCUGUGACAAAGCAAUUGGAGAGUGUACCUGAAAAAAUAGAUUCAACUAGAGGGCAUCUAACAGAGAAGCUAGAAGUUUUGAGCCUGAAAGUUGAGGAGCAAAUUGAGUUAAACCAGCUUAAUGCUAAUGAUGUGAAUGAAAUGAAGUUAAACCUUUCACAAAUUCAGCUUGAAGCCACCAAUGAAAAGAUUUCCAGGAUGGACGAAAAGCUCAAGCUUGCUGAAAGCAAACAGGAUAAGACUAACGAAGCUGUCUGGCGUCUGUGCCAAAGUACUGUUGAAUCUUAUGAGGAGCGAGACAGAAAAAUCUCAGAGGGAGUCAGCGCAGAACAGGGGGAAUCAUCAACUUUGGGCUUGCAGAUGAUUGGGAAAGAAGGCACCAGUUCGAAAACAGUCAUACAAGGACCGUAUCAGAUUAAAGCUCCUCAGGAUGGGGACGCCGUUGAAUGGGUGUGAUUAAAGGAUAAAUAUCCGCAAUUGAUUUUUCAAAAGAAUUUUCAAUUUUGGGAACGUAGGUAAAUUAUACAAGAAUUUAAUUCUACAGG